This is a messenger RNA of Anneissia japonica, 363 nucleotides long. RefSeq lists its product as uncharacterized. The record is from RefSeq and is a predicted model, not a curated record. The transcript has a single exon. Bases 1 to 363 code for a protein of 120 amino acids. Lineage: Eukaryota; Metazoa; Echinodermata; Crinoidea; Comatulida; Comatulidae.
AUGCCAAGACUGACAGUAGUAAACCCAAGCAAUCGAAAUUUGCCAUCAGCUGAGAGAUCAGUACUUGUCCUAGGCUUGAACUUCGCUACAACACCUUCAACUAUACCGAAGGAAGAGAUAUUCGAGAGAGUAGAACCUUCACUAACUGGGUUAGACAAGACUCUAGCAGACAACAUCCGUAUGCAGAUUUCUCAACUGCUUCGCCAGAACAUCAGACCGAAAUCCAACAUCACCAAGGAUGAACGAAAUUCAUUGAAAAGUCUCCGUGCUGACUCUACUAUCUAUAUUUUAACAGCGGGCAAGGGCAAUGCAACGGUCAUCAUUGAUGUCGCUCAGUACAACGAGAAAAUCUUGCGUAUGUGA